This is a messenger RNA of Lepisosteus oculatus (spotted gar), 1702 nucleotides long. Lineage: Eukaryota; Metazoa; Chordata; Actinopteri; Semionotiformes; Lepisosteidae. The record is from RefSeq and is a predicted model, not a curated record.
UCUCUCUCUUCUCCCUUGGAAUACCUCUCUUCCUACCCUCAUCCCUCAUCCCUCUUCCUCUCCCAGGUCCCGGGCUCCUCGGGGAUGCCCAGUUCCCAGACAUUGAAGAAGAUCGGACACAGGGGGGUGGACCCUACGGGGGAGACCACAUACAAAAAGACCACCUCCUCUGCCCUGAAGGGGGCGAUCCAGCUGGGCAUCACGCACACGGUGGGCAGCCUGAGCCAGAAGGCCGAGAGGGACGUGCUGAUGCAGGACUUCGUGGUGGUGGAGAGCAUCUUCUUCCCCGGCGAGGGCAGUAACCUCACCCCAGCCCAUCACUACAGUGACUUCCGCUUCAAGACCUACGCCCCCAUCGCCUUCCGCUAUUUCCGGGAGCUGUUCGGCAUCCGGCCUGACGACUACCUGUACUCCCUGUGCAACGAGCCCCUGAUCGAGCUCUCGAACUCGGGAGCGAGCGGUUCUCUGUUCUACGUCUCCAGCGAUGACGAGUUCAUCAUCAAGACUGUCCAGCACAAGGAGGCCGAGUUCUUGCAGAAGCUCCUGCCUGGAUACUUCAUGAACCUGAACCAGAACAAGCGGACCCUGCUGCCCAAGUUCUACGGGCUGUACUGUGUCCAGGCUGGAGGGAAGAACAUCCGGAUCGUGGUGAUGAACAACCUCCUCCCCUGCGCCGUGCGCAUGCACCUCAAGUACGACCUGAAGGGCUCCACCUACAAGCGCCGCGCCUCCGCCAAGGAGCGGGAGAAGAGGCUGCCCACCUUCAAGGACCUGGACUUCAUCCAGGACAUCCCGGACGGGCUCUUUCUGGAGCCCGACAUGUACAGCGCCCUGAGCAAGACCAUCCAGAGGGACUGCCUGUUGCUGCAGAGCUUCAAGAUCAUGGAUUACAGUCUGCUGGCGGGAGUGCACAACCUGGAGCAGGCCCAGCGGGAGCGAAACCUGGAGUGGAGCGCGGAGGGGGCCGUGACCCCCGAUCAGCGCCGGCCUGGCGGGCAGAAGGCCUUGUACUCCACCGCCAUGGAGUCCAUCCAGGGGGAGGCCCGCGGUAAGGGCACGGUGGAGACGGACGACCAGAUGGGAGGGAUCCCAGCGCGGAACGCCAAGGGAGAGAGGCUGCUGAUCUACAUCGGCAUCAUCGACAUCCUGCAGUCCUACAGGUUCGUCAAGAAGCUGGAGCACUCCUGGAAGGCGCUGGUCCACGACGGGGACACGGUGUCGGUUCACAGGCCGGGCUUCUACGCAGAGAGGUUCCAGAAGUUCAUGUGCAACACAGUCUUCAAGAAGAUCCCAUUGAAGCCCUCACCCUCCAAGAAGAGCCGCGGGGGGGGCCAGGGGGGCAUGCGACGGACGAUCACGGGGGGCACGGCCCCCCACCAGCACCAGAACCCCCACCUAGAGCCCCGGCUGGUCUAUCAAUCGCACCUCCACCACAGCAGCGUCGAGGCCGACGGCGAGAGCGGCAUGCAGUCGGGCCGCCCUGACCUCCUCCCGAGGACCCCUCCCCUGGAUGAGGCCAUCAGCGACUCCGUGGAAACGACCCUGUCGACCUCGUCGCUGGGCAGCGCCGGGCAGCACUCUCCCCUUCGCAGGUCGGUAGGUGUGGAGGUGCACAAGCCUGCCAGCACAGAGCAGGACAGUGGCUCACCCAACACUCAGGCCAGGUAACACUGGGGAGGGACACUGAGAGGGACAGACUGCC